AUGGAAAAAAAAUCAUUUUUGUUUGCUGUAGCAUCAAUGUCACAGACUCCAAAUUUGAAUCUAAAUACAAAAUGGAUACAAAAUGGUGUCACAGUGGCUGGAGGAAAUGGAAAGAACAAUGGAAUGAAUCAACUUUACUAUCCAUGGGGUUUAUGCGUUGAUGAUGAUCAAACUCUCUACAUUGCUGACUGCGGAAAUCAUCGUGUUGUUGAAUGGAACAGUGGUGCAAUCAGUGGUCGAGUUGUAGCCGGUGGAAAUGGGCAAGGAAAUCGUUUUGAUCAAUUGAGCAGUCCAAGAGAUGUGAUUAUUGAUAUAAAGACAAAUAGUAUCAUCAUUUCUGAUUAUGAUAAUAAAAGAGUAGUUCGAUGGCCACGUCAAAAUGGUAAAAGUGGAGAAACAAUCAUUUCUAAUGUUGGAUGUUGCGGAUUAACAAUGGAUAACCAUGGAUUACUUUAUGUUGUUGAUUUUGAUAAGCACGAGGUUAGACAAUAUCGAAUAGGGGAAAAUCAAGGAACAGUCGUUGCAGGUGGAAAUGGAGAAGGAAAUUGUCUUGAUCAGUUGAAUAAUCCGACAUACAUAUUUGUCGAUCGAGAUCAUUCAGUAUAUGUAUCAGAUGAAAAUAACCAUCGUGUGAUGAAGUGGACAAAAGGUGCAAAACAAGGUAUUGUUGUAGCUGGUGGUCAAAAUGAAGGAAGUAGACUAACACAAUUAUCAAAUCCUUAUGGAAUUUUCGUAGAUCACUCAGGUAAUGUUUAUGUUGCUGAUUAUUCGAAUAAUCGAAUACUUCGUUGGUGUCAAGGCGUCAUACGGGGCACAGUUAUCAUUGGUGGAAAUGGUCAAGGAAAUCAAUCGAAUCAGCUCUAUGCUCCUACGGGUUUAUCAUUUGAUCGAGAUGGAAAUCUUUAUGUGUGUGAAAAUCGAAAUCACCGAGUACAAAAGUUCAACAUUACUCGAAGUUAA
This is a messenger RNA of Rotaria sp. Silwood2, 960 nucleotides long. The record is from the annotation of a GenBank genome assembly. NCBI's taxonomy places the organism in Eukaryota, Metazoa, Rotifera, Eurotatoria, Philodinida, Philodinidae.